ACAGCCGCGGCUGCCAGCGCAGAGCUGCGGAGGGCGGCGAGCGGAGCGGGCGCGUUUUUCUCGUCCUCCUCUUCUUCCUCCUCUUCCUCCUCGAUUCCUCGCCCGACAUGGCGGUGGACUCCAGGCGGUUGGAGGCCCUGAGCCUUCACCAGCUCCACGAGCUCCUGGAAGAUGAGGAGCAGCUCCAGAACAUGGCCCUGGAGAUGGAGGAGGCCCAAAACAUUCAGCUUAGCAAAGACAUGACCCUCGCCAGUAACCACAGCCUAGCCGAAGGAAAUCUCUUAUACCAGCCAAAAUUAGAUGCCCUGAAAGCCACGUUAACCCAAAAGUAUCAAGAGCUGCAGGUUCUCUUCGAAGCGUAUCAGAUAAAGAAAACCAAGUUAGACAGACAAUCCAAUAAUGCUUCGCUGGAGACCCUCCUUGCGCUUCUUCAGACGGAAGGGGCCAAAAUUGAGGAAGACACCGAGAACAUGGCCGAGAAGUUUCUGGACGGCGAUGUUCCCUUGGAUGCCUUCAUUGACGAGUAUCAGAGCCAAAGGAAAUUAGCUCACCUGCGGCGGGUCAAAAUCGAAAAACUCCAAGAGGUGGUCCUGAAAGGACCCCGGCGGCCCCCGGUGCCCCCUCCACCCGUACUUCAGACUUCAGAGGCCAACACGCCUCCUUCGGUUAUGCCUCGCCGUAACCCUCCCCCUCCCCCUCCGGCGUCCGCGGUCCCAGCAGGACGUUUCCCGACACCGUUUAUGGCGGCCAUGGGCCAUAAUCCGUACCCGUACCCUCCACUGCCCCCGAGGACGGGGGCUCCGCCACCGCCAGGCCAUGGGCCGUCGCCGGGUUACCCGAAUCCUUUUCUAGCGCUCUACCCAUCAACGCCGCCUCAGAGGCCCCCGCCUCGCCUUCCUCACAAUCCCGGUUUUAUCAUGGAAUGAAAAUGCCAUUGUUGACUCUUAACUCUUCUUGUACACUGGUGCUGGCCUUUACGAGAUCCUUAAAAGCUGGAAACCCAAGCGAAGUCGUGGGGAAAAAUCUGCAGGGUUCCGCGCAGGAAACAUUCAACAGCUCGCGCAACGGUUUUGAUCGUUAUUUUUUGUUUUAAUUUAAAGAGAGAAUCGGCGUCUCCGCCCAGCGGUUCCUACAAAGAACGUCAAACCAGUGUAGAAUUGGUGAAAUGCUUCCAUGGUAGACUUGCCUUGUCCUUCCGAGGAGAUUCCAGUCACCCUGGAGCCAAAUCCCAGGAAAUUCUUCAGUUCUUUUUUAUUACUAUUAUUAUUAUUAUUCCUUCAUUGGGAAGAAGAAGAAAAGCAAUUCCAGAAAACGAAAACCUCGUUCUAAUCCCCGGACGGUAGCUUUUUGAGUAUAUGUUCUGCGAACAGACUCCGCGUCGAAAUGGCAAUAAAAAAUGACUCGUGUUGUUGGCGGCACAAACCACGUUUAGGGACUAGCGAGCUUGCGGUUCGGAGUUAGCAAAUCUUUUUGUGCAUUAGCCACUGUCGGGGACGAGUUGGUUUCCCCCCCACUAAUGUAAUCGGGGCCCUGUUUGAGCAACAGGCUGCCAAUUUUCAGUGGGCAGGCGAGGGUGGGAAAAUCAGCUAUUUGUGAAAACCUCAGGAUGUUAAAAAAAAAUAGCAAGCGGGGAUUUAGAUCCCGGCGGCUCUUGAGGUUAAAUCAGGAAUAUUUUAUCUGUGCCACUGGAGCUAACACCCUCCUUCUGCUUCUUGUACCUCUCUUCGCCCUACAUCCGUUCACGACUUCUGGCGUGCGAUGAGGGUUGUGUGAUCUCUGAUAUACCCUGUUUUCCCGAAAAUAAGACCUCCCUGGAUAAUAAGCCCAAUCGGAGCUUUUGAGCGCAUGCCUC
Messenger RNA from Thamnophis elegans (Western terrestrial garter snake), 1852 nucleotides. It is a transcript of the gene VPS37B, whose product is annotated as VPS37B subunit of ESCRT-I. Gene Ontology annotation, biological process: protein targeting to vacuole; protein targeting to membrane; ubiquitin-dependent protein catabolic process via the multivesicular body sorting pathway. Gene Ontology annotation, cellular component: ESCRT I complex. Lineage: Eukaryota; Metazoa; Chordata; Lepidosauria; Squamata; Natricidae. The coding region runs from base 108 to 926 and encodes 272 amino acids. The transcript has 4 exons. The record is from RefSeq and is a predicted model, not a curated record.